AUGUGUCGAAGGCGUCCCAUCAUCGCCAUUUCCAGCUACAGCAUUGAGCCCUACGGAGACGGCACGGACGCCCCAGUCUGCACCACAGCGGCCGAUGGCUUCUGGCCCAUCUUCUACUUUGUGGGCAGCAUUACGCUGUUUUUCUUUCUGCCCUUCGGCAUACUCCUGCUGCUGUACGCGGCCAUUGCCUACAAGCUGCUGCGGCCAAAUAAUGCCUUUCAUAGGCCCACCUCGCCGCAGCCGCAGCCGCAGCCACAGCCGGGCACGGGCACGGGCACCGCGACACCCAGCACCAAGGGCAACAGCCAUCAGCAGAGCAAUGGCAUGAGGAAGCACCGCAAGCAGGUGAUUUUCAUGCUGGUGGCCGUCGUCUCCAGUUUCUUUGUGUGUCUGCUGCCCUUCCGUGCAUUCACGCUGUGGGUGAUCAUGGCCAGCGCCGAGGAUGUGGAGCGGCUGGGCAUCUCAGGCUACUACAAUCUGCUGUACUUCUCGCGCUUCAUGCUGUACCUAAACUCGGCCAUGAAUCCGAUCCUCUACAACCUGAUGUCGUCCAAGUUUCGCAGUGGCUUUUGGCGGCUGCUGCUCACAUGCCUGGGGCAGAGGCCGAGUCAUCAUCAUCGCCACCAUCAUCACAUGCAGAGGAAGCAUGCGACGGCAGGCGGCAGCAUGCGAAACACCUCCCGCAGACAGGCCAAUGAUGCCGACGAGGCUGCCACUUUGGCUGGGGGUGGCACCAGCUCUCGACCGCCUCACCGCACUCUGCGUCGCGAGGCCACAUUUCUGAUCAACUCCAUAUCCACCUCGUCGGGCACGGAGCGCACAACCUCAUCCUCUACCUGGCGCAGCAAUAGUCUGUCCAUUUCCGGACUAGGCGAGCGCGAACGCGGCAUCCUGGGUGCCGCCAUCAUAGGAACCACAGCGGCCACGGUGACAACCGCUUGUCUGCAGGAGCGACAAAGCAGCAAAACCUGA
This is a messenger RNA of Drosophila subobscura, 972 nucleotides long. RefSeq names its product neuromedin-U receptor 1-like. The transcript is spliced from 2 exons. The record is from RefSeq and is a predicted model, not a curated record. Gene Ontology annotation, biological process: G protein-coupled receptor signaling pathway. Gene Ontology annotation, molecular function: G protein-coupled receptor activity. Lineage: Eukaryota; Metazoa; Arthropoda; Insecta; Diptera; Drosophilidae. The coding region runs from base 1 to 972 and encodes 323 amino acids. Gene Ontology annotation, cellular component: plasma membrane.